Molecule: messenger RNA, 3032 nt
Organism: Clupea harengus (Atlantic herring)
Lineage: Eukaryota; Metazoa; Chordata; Actinopteri; Clupeiformes; Clupeidae
Source: RefSeq, a predicted model, not a curated record
GCCAAAGGACGCAUGAGGUACCAAUUAUUAUGCCUUUGGAUUACGAAUUAAAUUGAUCGUGUAUUUUUAAAAAUAGAUACAAUAUUAAAUAGUAUGUAGCUUGUUAUAUAAUACAUAGCGUAUAUUUUUGUAUCUAUAGUUGUUUAAUUUGCCAAUUUCUGAUGCGUGUGAAGUCACAUCGUCACUAGCAGAACCGUAGUAAUGUCACGUGUAUGAGCACGGAUAUGGGUAAAAGGUCAAGACAACCUGAUAAACACCGGAUUCACUGUUAUGAUUCACUACUAUGUGUGUAAUGUUGUCAAGGGGAGAGAAACGGACCAAAUACAUGAGCAUCAGGAUUAUAAUGCAGAAGGCUGAGUUUGAGUGUUCCACCGAGUCCUCCUCUGCCAAAGCCCUGAAGCUACGUGAGCUUAGCCAGCACAGAGAGACCCAGCUGGCUCUUACAGCUCUCACGCUGGUGCGUCGCGCUGCGCUGACAACCGUCCUGCAGCAGGAGGAAGAACAGUACAGCAGAGAGCUCCGCCAAAAAGGCAUGGCUGUCUACCAGCAGAGAGUUUAAACACACACACACACACACACACACACACACACACACAUGUAGAUUUGAAAAAACGCUAUCACUUUUCAAUUAAAGAUUGGUCACCAGUUGGUGCAUUACCUAGAAGUGUGCUCAGGUUGACCAGGGGAAUAUGUGUCCGCAUCAAUGGACAGGAAAUGCAAUCUUCAAUCAUGCAAAUUCUGGCUGUGAGCAUUAAUUCUGUCUGUAUUUCAUUUAAACUUGGAUGUUGACCCACAUGCAAAAUAAGCACUGCUUUCAUGUGAAGAAUAUCCCUAAAAGAACUUCCGUGAAGCAUUUUCCCAAAUGAACUUCCUCAAUUUCAGCUCCAAUAAGCUGAUGGCUAAUGCAGUGUAACUUUCUAAACACUAACUAGCCUGAUUAACAUGAUAUUCACAUAAACAUGAAGUUCAUGCAUGUUUUUCUAGGGGCGCACGUCCCAUGACUGACAUCAUGAGCAGCCAGGGGCAGUGCACAGUGGCGUAACGUAGUUAAGACGGGCCCAGGUGCAGGCUAUUAUGACGGGUCCUAGUCAGUGGCGUAAGGCAGUGGUACCCAAACAUUUUACAGUCCCGUACCCCAUGUUGGUAACCACCGCCACGCCCCCUCCCCCUGCGCAGAUAUUCAGCCUACAACACUUUAAACUGUGACAUUGUCAGGGUAUGUCACUAACCGCCACCGCCACACCCCUCCCCCUGCGCAGAUAUUCAGCCUACAACACUUUAAACUGUGACAUUGUCAGGGUAUGUCACUAACCGCCGCCGCCACGCCCCCUCCCCCUGCGCAAAUAUUUCUUGGGCAAAAACCCCAGGCUACGAGCCCCAAGACCCACGGGCCCAGGUGCAGUCGCACCUACUGCACCCCCUAUAGUUACCAGUGCUUCUUUAAGCCGUAGCCUAGCACUAGUCUGCGUCACUUGAACUGUCAGAGGCAGAGACUGCCCAGUGAAUAACAGAACCAUGGCCUACGUUUUUUUUUUAUAUAUACCUACAAUGGCCCUAUCUUCAGCAUAUAAGUAAAAAACAAUUGUGAGUGAAACCUCCGGGUUUCCACCUCAGAAACAGGAUUCUGCAGGACAGACGCGCAGUACCUGUUGACAUUAAGAAGAUAAGUCAAACAUGUAGGGUGUGUCUUCCGUGAAGUCCAUAAUUCCUUACGGACAGGCCAAACCUGUGAGACUGCUGUUCUCACCUCCAGUCAUAGCACAAAUCACACUCAGACUGUGUUCCAUGUGCAUUCCUUUACAGAGCUUUCACCCUGUGACAUUCAGACUCCAAGCCAGAGGAUUGGCCAGGGACCAGGGAACAUUCAAGUAAAUCCUCUUGAAAGUUGGUGGGGAAAAUAAGUGAACAAAACUGGUUUUCCUGCUGUUGCUUGGGUUGGUAAAUCCAUCAUCCAUCCGUAUGGCUUGUGAAGCACUGACGUUUCUUAAAGAGUGCCUGCGUGAGACUCCACUCCACUGCUUCUCAUAGCAUCAAAUACAGUACAAGUACAUAGCGACCUCUUUAAAAAGUGUUCCAACUUUAUUUCGUAUUUGAUAUGAAUCCAAAUUCUUUGGAUUGUUCACAUUACUGAUGUUCAAAAUAAAACAUAAGCAUAAGUGAUUUCUUUGGCUACCAACAGUAUGUUUGCUAGGUAGGGACUCAAAUACAAAUGGGCUUCCUUUUAUUGUCUGUUAUUUGUAUGGUUUGUGUAUAUUUCUCUUAUAUUUGAUUAUGAAGUUGUACCUACAGACUGGCUUUUCCCCACACCGAAGGUCAUGGACAUUGUCCAUAUUGUUUGUAAUGAAAAGGGAGGAUAGAGGCAGGACUUUUGGCCACCUGAGGAAACACUGGUUUUGCUAGUCUGUCAAAGCUGUUGACCCCUUAGAAUCAUCACCACAUUUCACCAUACCUAACUCGUUACAACACAGAUUAAAAGUUAAAACACAUUUACUCUAUCAUGAGCAGUUUUAUCCUUUGUGUGUGUGUGAGUGAUAUUAGUUUCUGAUAGACUUAGCCAUCACAAGAAUCAGAUCACACACAGGAGAACAUUAUUGACACAGCUUGGAUUGCCUCCAACGUUGACAACUAAACAGACCUUCAUAAAUGCUCUGAUACCUUAAUCUUAAGUAAACUAUGGUUAUUAUCCACCACAAACUAUGUUUGGAGGAGCAUAUCGAUAUCUGAGAUCACACAUUUAGUUUGAACUUAUUUGGGAACAUAGUGUUCUCAUUUUUGACAUUUGAUUUGAGAGACCUCAAGAUAGUGGUCAGGGUAAGGCACGGAGUAUUCUUAUCUGUUGGCAUUUGCCACACUUUUCACUAACUUGUUCCUUACUUUCAUUUUGAGGGAGGAUGUACCUUAAUUUCUUACUGUUCUCUGUGAGAUACACAGGCUAUAUUUGUCUUGCUCAUGUCCUCAAGGGGUAUUGACCUUAGUGGCUAUAAGAAAUGCAAUAUAAUACAUAACAUAGUACAUAAUAAGACUUUUAAGAA